Diplodia corticola is the source of this 1344-nucleotide messenger RNA. RefSeq names its product serine threonine-protein phosphatase 2a activator 2. NCBI's taxonomy places the organism in Eukaryota, Fungi, Ascomycota, Dothideomycetes, Botryosphaeriales, Botryosphaeriaceae. Gene Ontology annotation, cellular component: nucleus; protein phosphatase type 2A complex; cytoplasm. The record is from RefSeq and is a predicted model, not a curated record. The transcript has a single exon. Gene Ontology annotation, molecular function: protein tyrosine phosphatase activator activity; peptidyl-prolyl cis-trans isomerase activity. Gene Ontology annotation, biological process: mitotic spindle organization. The coding region runs from base 1 to 1344 and encodes 447 amino acids.
AUGUCAUCGAUAAGCGACAACGCUCCCACCAACCCUCCCGACCUCUCCGACAAGCUCCCCCGCCUGACCCCCCGCAAACCCACCACCGCCCAAGAGCCCGAAUCGCCCAUCCCCGCGCCCGCAACCCCCCCGCUGCCUCCGCCCAUCACCUCCGCGACCGCCGCCACCGCCGACGACAGCAACAACAGCCAGCCCUGGCACUUCCGCAAACCCCGCCGCCGCAUCCUCUCCCCGCACGACCACGCCCUCUUCCGCACCUCCCCGACCCACACCCUCCUCCAAGCCUUCAUCUUCACCCUCGCCGACAGCGUCACCGACACGCCCGUCUCCGCCAUCGCCACGCAACCCCCGCACCCGACAAUCGCGGGGAUCCUCGACGUCCUCGACGGCGCCGAGGCGCUCCUCGCGCGUUGCCCGCCCGAAGACACGGGCUCGCGCUUCGGCAACCCCGCGUUUCGGGCCUUCGUGGCGGGGGUCGAGGCCGAGCAAGAACGAUGGCACGCGCGGCUGGGCGUGACGAGACCGGCGGCCGUCGAGGAGUUGUCGGCGUAUCUCGCGGCGAGCUUUGGCGAUCCGGCGCGCAUCGAUUACGGGUCCGGGCACGAGCUCAAUUUCUUCUGCUGGCUGCUGUGCCUGUACCAGCUCUCGCUGCUGUCGUCGCCGGAAGAUGACAAGACGACGCAUCCGUCCACGUUCCCGCAGCUCGUGCUGCGCGUGUUCCCGCGGUACCUGCGGCUGAUGCGGCGGGUGCAGACGACGUACUACCUCGAGCCGGCGGGGUCGCACGGGGUCUGGGGGCUGGACGACUACCAGUUCCUGCCGUUCCUGUUCGGGGCGGCGCAGCUGCUGGGCCACCGGUACGUGCGGCCCAAGUCGAUCCACUCGGCGCUGGUGCUGGAGGAGUGCGCGCCCGACUACCUCUACCUCGACCAGGUGGCGUUCGUCAACGGGGUCAAGAACGUCGAGGGCCUGCGCUGGCACAGCCCGAUGCUCGACGACAUCAGCGCGGCGCGCAGCUGGCGCAAGAUCGAGGGCGGGAUGCGCAAGAUGUUCGUCGCCGAGGUGCUGGGCAAGCUGCCGGUGAUGCAGCACUUUUUGUUCGGCAGCCUGAUCCCGGCGGUGGAGGAGAUGAGCGACGAGGAGGUGUUGAAGUACACGCUCGAGGGCGAGCCGGAUGCUGAGGGCAAUGUGGUGGUGAGGAACGAGGAUGGCGAGAGUCAUAAGCACAACCCGGCCAGCUGGAACGACUGCUGCGGCAUCAAGGUGCCGAGUGCCGUCGGCGCGCUGCAGGAGAUGAAGAAGAGGAUGGGGAACGAGGGGCUGAGGCGGGUUCCGUUUGAUUAG